GAGACAUAACGAUUACAUGCCACUCGUGCCAUAUACAUCAUUUUUUUCCUUCUAAAAAUAUGUAUACUUCAAUGAGUUUUCCAUUGGGUUAUAUCCCGCAAGAUUUGGAUCUCAUCCUUCAAAACUACCAUUUUGCUGCAGUUCUAUUCUAUCUCUUUGGAAUUGAGACAAGCCAGCUAGUAUGAAGCUGAAACAAUCAAACAACAAUUUUAUAAUUAAGAUGAUGAAGGCAAUGUGGCAGCAGAGGAGGCAAACUAGGUGAUGACUAAUGAGGUUUUCUGAUUGCCAACACAAGGAAGACAUGCCAGUUAUACACUCCAACCCUAUUUCAAUACUAUCAUAUCACAUAUGAUAAUAAUGCACAAUGUUUGGCAUAGAUGUGACAAAUUCACCAAUUUCCAAUGAAACCUGCAUGGAUGCCACAUGCUCACAUUGAUUGAGCGAUACCUUAGCUCAUAGCUGUCUGUGCUACCUGUUUUCUUGGCCUAUAGAAUUGAAGUAUGAACAUGAUUGGCUUCUAUAUAUAAAGAGAGUCAAGGACUUGGUAUAACAACACAAACACAACAUCAUUCAGCUUCACUUCUCUAAGAAAAGAAAAAUCAACCACCAAAAAAGCAAUUAAGCAUGGCAAACAAGUACCAUGUUCGUUCAAAUAGUUUUCCUUCUGCAUCUCAUCCUAAUACCAUCAGAGUAGAGGAGGACCUGAGCAAGAUAAAAGCUUGGGCAGCCACAUCCACAUCCACAUCAACAUCAAUUGGAUCUGGCCUUUCCUUGCUUGAAGAUCUGUUCAUUAGCUUGGAAGAUCUUCUCAACAUGGCAUCCACCCAAAAGGUGAUUUCUCACCAUCAAGGUGAGAAAUGCAUGGAAGAAUUGUUGGAUGCUUCAGUGACAAUCUUGGACAUCUGUGGCAUCACAAGAGACACCAUGUCACAGAUUAAGGAAAAUGUUCAAGCCCUUCACUCUUCUCUUAGAAGGAGAAAGGGAGAUUCAAGCAUUCAAACCAGUGUAGCCGAGUACAUCUUCUUGUCAAAGAAGGUGAAGAAGAAUGCCAAGAAGUUGAUUACGUCUUUGAAGAAGAUGGAUACCAAAUUUGGAGUGUCACCACUCUUGAAUCAAGAUCAACAACUCAGUGCUUUGAUUAGAGUGCUUAGGGAAGUCAUUGCAAUGAGCAUGUCUACAUUCCAAUCCCUUUUAUCAUUCUUGGCCGUGCCUGCUUCAAAGUCAAAGACAAACAAAUGGUUAGUGGUAGCAAAGUUAUUGCAUAAAGGGGUUAUAGCUUGUGAAGAGAACAAGGAGAAUGUCAAUGAGUUGCAAUGUGUGGAAGCAUCUUUAAGCACCCUUCUAUGUGAUGGUUCAAACACUGCCAAGAUUAAGUCUGCACAUGAAAAUUUGGAGGCUUUGGAGAAUGCCAUUGAAAGUCUAGAGAAUGAUUUGGAGAGAGUAUUUAGGCAUUUGGUAAAAACUAGAGCCUCCCUUCUCAACAUAAUGACUCUAUAGAGUAUGCUCAAUCAGUCUUAAUUAGUUCUCCAAAUCCUACAAAUGAUCCAAAUUUUAGGGAUCUGAUCAGGAUUGGAAUUUUUUGCCUAAUCAAUUUGUACAUGAUGUAUACAAUACAAUUCAUUAGUGAUA
Messenger RNA from Lotus japonicus, 1629 nucleotides. RefSeq lists its product as uncharacterized. NCBI's taxonomy places the organism in Eukaryota, Viridiplantae, Streptophyta, Magnoliopsida, Fabales, Fabaceae. The transcript has a single exon. The record is from RefSeq and is a predicted model, not a curated record. The coding region runs from base 625 to 1497 and encodes 290 amino acids. Gene Ontology annotation, biological process: shoot system development; root development.